UCGCGAUACAGUUUAUCUGUCGUUAAAUGAUCGUACCCACCGGUCUGCCGAUCAUAGUUCGAGUGUAGCAUCCCGUAAAAUAUGUACUUUCUCCGCCCGGCGUUGUUAUAUAGUAGCAUGCCCCAUGGUAAAUCGUAGUUGAACGAUUUCUCACCUCGGACAACGUUCCUAAAUUGCGAUUCACUUGCAACGUUUUUUUCGCGUAACAACGCGCCAGUUGUUCUCUUUUUCUUCUUCUUCUUUUUUUUUUUUUUUUUUUUUUUUUUUUUUUUUUUUUUUUUUUGCACAUAUUUCACAGUGUGCGUCCGUUUUUGCUUUAGCCCUUUCGUCUGCAUAUAUAUUCAUUUUUCACACCGAUCUCGCGGAUGGAUCGGCGGUUUCGCGGAAGACGAUUCCUCGUCGUAAACGAUUCGAGUGGAACAAUGAUUAGAACGUGGAAAUGCACACUUUUUUGGGUAGUGUUUGUGAUUCUUCUGUCGGGUUGCUUGUUUGCUAUAUUGCGACAGAAACAGCCAAAGCGCCAGCAGCAGCCAAAUAUUAUUGUUAUCAUGGUGGAUGAUCUUGGCUGGAACGACGUGAGUUUUCACGGUGCCAAUCAAAUACCCACGCCAAAUAUAGACGCUCUGGCUUACAACGGCGUGAUAUUACAACGACACUACGUUUUACCGAUAUGCACACCAUCAAGGACAGCCUUUCUUACUGGACGUUAUCCUAUUCGAACAGGUAUGCAAGGUUAUCCGCUAAAGGCGGGAGAACGACGCGCCAUACCUUUGGGCAACACUCUCCUGCCGGAAUAUUUACAGAAAUUAGGAUACGCCACGCAUCUUGUAGGAAAAUGGCACACUGGCUAUUACAGUGAUUAUCAUACGCCAGCCUAUCGUGGUUUCGACACGUUCAUGGGAUAUUACACUGGUUACGUCACGUACUUCAAUCAUACCAUUGAACAAGAU
This is a messenger RNA of Frieseomelitta varia, 950 nucleotides long. RefSeq names its product arylsulfatase B-like. The transcript is spliced from 3 exons. Lineage: Eukaryota; Metazoa; Arthropoda; Insecta; Hymenoptera; Apidae. The annotation marks the transcript as partial. The record is from RefSeq and is a predicted model, not a curated record.